AUGGUGUUGUUUGUCGAGCGCGGUAUACGCGGCGGUCUCAGCCAAUGCUCCAACCGAUACGCCGCCGCCAACAACAAAUACAUGUCAUCGUACGAUCCAUCGAAACCGUCAUCGUACUUAAUGUACUUUGAUGUAAACAACUUGUACGAGUGGGCAAUGUGUCAACCGCUGCCCUACGCCAAAUUUCGGUGGGUCGAAAAUAUCGAAAACUUUGACGUAAUGUCCGUUGCAUCCGAUUCGGCCACCGGUUACGUGCUGGAAGUCGAUCUCGAGUAUCCGGUGAAUCUUCACGAUGCGCACGCCGACCUGCCGUUCUGCCCGACGCGCGAUAAGCCGCCCGGCAAGCGGGAGCUCAAGUUAACACUGUACGAUAAGCAGCGAUACGUCAUCCAUUACCGUAACCUGCAGCAAUGCGUGCUACAUGGUCUGCGAAUUGCAAAGAUUCACCGCUGGGAGGGUCGGUACGGAGCGGAGGCUAUGAUUGCCAGACCAAAUUUCCACAGUCGAAGCGUGUUCUCGGAGAAUCUAGUCGCCGUAGAGUUGCGAAAACUCGAAGUGAAAUUCAACAAGCCGAUCUACGUGGGUAUGUGUAUCCUCGACAUAUCCAAGACCUGCUUGUACGAGUUUCACUACGAGUACAUGGCGCCUCUCUAUGGCAACAAUUGUAAAAUUUUGUACACCGAUACCGACAGUCUGAUAUACUUUCUACAAUGCGAGGACGCGUAUCGGGAUAUGAAACGCGAUAUAUCCAAAUUCGACACGAGCGACUACUCCGAGGACAACGUUUACGAUGAGAAUAACGGCGCGAUCAUGACGGAAUUUGUCGGACUGAGAGCGAAAAUGUACGCGUUGAGAGUCACCGGACAAAAAGAUACAAAAAAGGUGAAAGGCGUAAAGAAAAAUGUAGUCGCUAGAACGAUAACGUUCGACGAUUACACUCGGUGUCUCAACGACGAAAUCGAGCUGACGCGGCGUCAAUUGUGCAUCCGCUCAAAGAUGCACGAGGUGUACACCGUGUCGGAGUCAAAGCUCGCGCUCAGUCCGUACGACGAUAAGCGGCACGUCGUAUCCGGUUCCACCGACACUCUACCAUGGGGUCAUCACAAGAUACAAUUGUAA
This is a messenger RNA of Linepithema humile (Argentine ant), 1119 nucleotides long. NCBI's taxonomy places the organism in Eukaryota, Metazoa, Arthropoda, Insecta, Hymenoptera, Formicidae. The record is from RefSeq and is a predicted model, not a curated record.